UCCAAACCAAGUUAAGGUUAACAAUUUAAUUGAGGUUCAACAAAUAAAAAACAAAUGCAAUAUGGAUAAACAAAUGAUAAAGAUUGGCUUAUUGAAUAUCAGAUCCAUUUCUACGAAAACACUUUUUGUAAAUAAUAUGAUAACUGAUCAUAAUAUAGAUGUGCUCUGCUUGACAGAAACCUGGCUAAAACCUGAUGAUUACAUUAUUUUAAAUGAGUCCACCCCCCAAGAUUAUUGUUAUAAACACGAGCCGCGUCUAAAAGGCAAAGGGGGAGGUGUUGCUUCAAUUUAUAAUAACAUUUUCAGGAUUUCUCAGAGGGCAGGCUUCAAGUAUAACUCGUUUGAAGUAAUGGUGCUUCAUAUAACAUUAUCCAGAGAAACCAAUGUUAAUGAUAAAUCCCCUGUUAUGUUUGUACUGGCUACUGUAUACAGGCCACCAGGGCACCAUACAGACUUUAUUAAAGAGUUUGGUGAUUUUACAUCCGAGUUAGUUCUGGCUGCAGAUAAAGUCUUAAUAGUUGGUGAUUUUAAUAUCCAUGUCGAUAAUGAAAAAGAUGUAUUGGGAUCAGCAUUUAUAGACAUUCUGAACUCUAUUGGUGUUAGACAACACGUUUCAGGACCUACUCAUUGUCGAAAUCAUACUCUAGAUUUAAUACUGUCACAUGGAAUUGAUGUUGAUAGUGUUGAAAUUAUUCAGCCAAGUGAUGAUAUCUCAGAUCAUUAUUUAGUUCUGUGUAAACUUCAUAUAGCCAAAAUUGUAAAUUCUACUUCUUGUUACAAGUAUCGAAGAACCAUCACUUCUACCACAAAAGACAGCUUUUUAAGUUAUCUUCCUGAUGUAUCCGAAUUCCUUAGCAUAUCCAAAACCUCAGAACAACUUGAUGAUGUAACAGAAACUAUGGACUCUCUCUUUUCUAGCACUUUAAAUACAGUUGCUCCUUUACGCUUAAGAAAGGUUAAGGAAAACAGUUUGACACCAUGGUAUAAUGAGCAUACUCGCACCCUAAAGAGAGCAGCCCGAAAAAUGGAGCACAGCUGGAGGAAAACAAAACUAGAGGUAUUUCGUAUUGCUUGGCGGGAAAGUAGCAUAUCCUACCGAAAAGCAUUAAAAACUGCUAGAUCUGAUUACUUUUCUUCUCUUUUAGAAGAAAACAAACAUAACCCCAGGUAUUUAUUCAAUACAGUGGCUAAAUUAACGAAAAAUAAAGCCUCAACAAGUGUUGACAUUUCCCAACACCACAGCAGUAAUGACUUUAUGAACUACUUUACUUCUAAAAUCGAUACUAUUAGAGAUAAAAUUGCAACCAUUCAGCCGUCAGCUACAGUUUCGCAUCAGACAGUGCACUAUAGACCCCCUGAGGAACAGUUCCACUAAUUCUCUACUAUAGGAGAGGAAGAAUUGUAUAAACUUGUUAAAUCAUCUAAACUUACAACAUGUAUGUUAGACCCUAUACCAUCUAAGCUCUUAAAAGAGGUGCUUCCAGAAGUCAUAGGUCCUCUUCUGACUAUUAUUAAUUCCUCAUUGUUAUUAGGACAUGUCCCCAAAACCUUCAAACUGGCUGUUAUUAAGCCUCUCAUAAAAAAGCCACAACUUGACCCCAGAGAACUAGUUAAUUAUAGACCAAUCUCGAAUCUCCCUUUUCUGUCCAAGAUACUAGAAAAGGUGGUAUCCUCACAAUUAUAUUCCUUCUUAGAGAAAAAUGGUAUAUGUGAGGAUUUCCAGUCAGGAUUUAGACCCUAUCAUAGUACUGAAACUGCUCUCCUUAGAGUUACAAAUGAUCUGCUCUUAUCAUCUGAUCGUGGGUGUAUCUCUCUAUUAGUUUUAUUGGAUCUUAGUGCUGCGUUUGACACAAUUGACCACAACAUUCUUUUGCAUAGACUUGAACACUUUGUUGGCAUCAGUGGAAGUGCAUUAGCAUGGUUUAAAUCGUACUUAUAUGACCGCCAUCAGUUCGUAGCAGUGAAUGAAGAUGUAUAAUAUCGAUCACAAGUGCAGUAUGGAGUACCUCAAGGCUCAGUUCUAGGGCCGCUACUUUUCACGCUUUAUAUGUUACCCUUGGGAGAUAUCAUCAGGAAACAUGGUGUUAGCUUUCACUGUUAUGCUGAUGAUACGCAGCUCUAUAUUUCCUCGCAGCCCGGUGAAACACAACAAUUUGAAAAACUAAUGGAAUGCAUAGUCGAUAUAAAAAGUUGGAUGACGAGUAAUUUCUUACUGCUAAAUUCAGAAAAAACAGAGGUGUUAAUCAUAGGGCCUAAAAACUCUACUUGUAAUAACCUAGAACACUGUCUAAGACUUGAUGGUUGCUCUGUCAAUUCUUCGUCAUCAGUUAGGAACCUAGGUGUGCUACUUGAUCGCAAUCUUUCCUUAGAAAGCCACGUUUCUAGCAUUUGUAAAACUGCAUUUUUCCAUCUCAAAAAUAUAUCUAAAUUACGGCCUAUGCUCUCAAUGUCAAAUGCAGAAAUGUUAAUCCAUGCAUUUAUGAUUUCAAGGUUAGACUACUGUAAUGCUUUAUUGGGUGGUUGUUCUGCACGCUUGGUAAACAAACUACAGCUAGUCCAAAAUGCAGCAGCAAGAGUUCUUACUAGAACCAGGAAGUAUGACCAUAUUAGCCCGGUCCUGUCCACACUGCACUGGCUCCCUAUCAAACAUCGUAUAGAUUUUAAAAUAUUGCUUAUUACUUAUAAAGCCCUGAAUGGUUUAGCACCUCAGUAUUUGAAUGAGCUCCUUUUACAUUAUACUCCUCUACGUCCGCUACGUUCUCAAAACUCAGGCAAUUUGAUAAUACCUAGAAUAUCAAAAUCAACUGCGGGCGGCAGAUCCUUUUCCUAUUUGGCGCCUAAUCUCUGGAAUAACCUACCUAACAUUGUUCGGGAGGCAGACACACUCUUGCAGUUUAAAUCUAGAUUAAAGACCCAUCUCUUUAACCUGGCAUACACAUAACAUACUAAUAUGCUUUUAAUAUCCAAAUCCGUUAAAGGAUUUUUAGGCUGCAUUAAUUAGGUAAACUGGAACCGGAACACUUCACAUAACACCGUACUUUCUACAUCAUUAGAAGAAUGGCAUCUACGCUAAUAUUUGUCUGUUUCUCUCUUGUUCCGAGGUCACCGUGGCCACCAGAUCCAGUCUGUGUCCAGAUCAGAGGGUCACUGCAGUCACCCGGAUCCAGUACGUAUCCAGACCAGAUGGUGGAUCAGCACCUAGAAAGGACCUCUACUGCCCUGAAAGACAGCGGAGACCAGGACAACUAGAGCCCCAGAUACAGAUCCCCUGUAAAGACCUUGUCUCAGAGGAGCACCAGGACAAGACCACAGGAAACAGAUGAUUCUUCUGCACAAUCUGACUUUGCUGCAGCCUGGAAUUGAACUACUGGUUUCGUCUGGUCAGAGGAGAACUGGCCCCCCAACUGAGCCUGGUUUCUCCCAAGGUUUUUUUCUCCAUUCUGUCACCGAUGGAGUUUCGGUUCCUUGCCGCUGUCGC
Messenger RNA from Carassius gibelio (silver crucian carp), 3478 nucleotides. RefSeq lists its product as uncharacterized. The transcript has 2 exons. Gene Ontology annotation, molecular function: catalytic activity. The record is from RefSeq and is a predicted model, not a curated record. NCBI's taxonomy places the organism in Eukaryota, Metazoa, Chordata, Actinopteri, Cypriniformes, Cyprinidae. Bases 62 to 1375 code for a protein of 437 amino acids.